This is a messenger RNA of Patella vulgata (common limpet), 9477 nucleotides long. RefSeq names its product ceramide glucosyltransferase. Gene Ontology annotation, cellular component: membrane. Gene Ontology annotation, molecular function: ceramide glucosyltransferase activity. Lineage: Eukaryota; Metazoa; Mollusca; Gastropoda; Patellidae. Gene Ontology annotation, biological process: glucosylceramide biosynthetic process. Bases 558 to 1781 code for a protein of 407 amino acids. The record is from RefSeq and is a predicted model, not a curated record. The transcript is spliced from 12 exons.
UCCAAAUGGCACACUGGCGUUCCAGUGUACAUGUAUAUUUAGUUCUAUGAUCAUAUUGACUGACACGCGGCUUCGCUGUCGGGGGUCUAUCGUUUACCUGUUUUCUCUCAUACAGUUUUCUGCAGUUUUCUGCACUUUUCUGCAGUUCAAGCACACCAUACACCCCCCCCCCCAAAAAAAAACAACGAAACAUCCUUGAUCACUUUCAACGUCAUUCCAUAUUAAAAUAUUGUACGAGGGUGAUGUCUUUGCCUUUGGAUGUUACUAUGAAAUUAGGUUCAUUUUGUUCAAUUACGAGUUGUCCAUUUGUAUGUUAGUCAUAGUUACUAUAAUUUUUUUUAUGCGAGCCUAGGCUACACUGAAGUAGAAUAUACUAGAAAGAACAGUAUUUUUUUCCAUGUGACAGAUCAGAAAAUUCUCGAAGACUAGAAGGUGAAGAGGAGGGUCCUGGUGUACAUUCCGGAGCCGUUAAAGGUUGCCCAGGUGUUGAUUUAUCACAAAAAGAACCAGCUUGUGUGUUUAAUUGAAUACCAGUGGAAAAGAUAAAAUUAUUAACAAUGUACACAAUUGAUCCACAGACAUGGUCUUACAUAGUUUUAGUUUUUGGUAUUAUGGGAUUAGUGCUAUAUAUAAUCACCACAUGUUUAUUGGUGUUAGCUCUUGUAUAUGCGAAAUUCGUUUAUUACCGUAAAAGUGAGCCCCUUCUUGAAACAGAUGAAGCCCCUGGUGUUUCAAUAAUAAAACCAUUAAUGGGAUUAGAUCCAUUGUUAGAAGAUAACCUUGAUAGCCACUUUAAACUGAAGUAUUCAAAAUUUGAACUACUUUUCUGUGUACAUGAUGAUGAUGACCCAGCCAUUAAUCUGGUUGAAAAACUUAAAGAACGAUAUCCUAAAGUAGAAACUAGAAUGUUUAUAGGUGGUCAAGCAGGCAUAAUCAACCCUAUGGUAAAUAAUAUGGCACCUGCUUAUAAUGCUGCUGCUUAUAACUAUGUAUGGAUUAGUACAAGUAGAAUUAAAGUUUCAACAGAAGUUAUUUUAGAUUUGGUAUCUAAAUUACAGAAACCAGAUGUAGGGUUGGUACAUCAGAUCCCUUUUGUCACAGAUGAAAGUGGAUUUGGAGCAGCUAUUGAAAAGAUAUAUUUUGGAAGUGCAAUGGCUAGGUAUUACAUAUCUCUAAAUGCUCUUGGUUUGUGUUGUAUGACGGGAAUGUCCUAUAUGUUUAAAAAAACUGUCCUAGAUGAAUGCAAUGGAUUGGUUUGGUAUGGACGGUAUUUAGCUGAAGAUUUUUUUUUAGCAAGCAGCAUACAUCGCGCAGGUUAUAAGUUAGUAUUAUCCUCAUAUCCUGCUCAACAAAAUGUUGCCUGUCCAACGGUAAAAGGUUUUAUUAGUAGAAUGGUGAGGUGGAUGCGAUUACGUAUUAAUGCAUUAACUAUAGUAACAGUCAUAAUGGAACCAUCAGUAGAUUGCUUUCCUCUUGGUUUGUGGGGAGCUUGGUGUUUUCACGAAUUUUUUAGUAUCAAUCCAUAUUUUUUUAUGACUAUCCAUGUAACAUUUUGGAUAAUACGUGAUUAUCUACAACUUUUACAAUUGCAGAAUACCAAAUUGACAUUUUCUCUGUUGUACUUCAUAAUUGCAUGGACAGUACGAGAAUUGUUACAAACAAUGAUAGUCUUUUUGAGUCUAUUUAAACCUCAUGAAAUAAAAUGGGGUAAAAGAAUUUACUAUGUCCAAUGUGGUGGACAAACACAAAUCAUCAGUGAUAAAUCAGCUAUGCACUUAUGAUCGCAGAAAUCAUUCCUAUACAAAUACAUCAAUUUAUGACGGUAUAUUAGAUUCUAAAUUCUAAAUUUGUUAAUGUCUUGCUAUCAUCCACCUUCUAACUUCUAUUCAUAUCAUUUGUAAAGUAAGACAACGUAUAAUGUAAUCCAACCACUGAUUUACAUGACACAGUAAUCAUAAAAAAGUGAGGCUUGUAAUCAUUGGGUGUCUUCUUGUUAUGUUAGUCUUACCUUGCCACUCAUAAAUACCAUGCUCAGAACAGAAAACAUCCAUGAUUUUUAGCAAUCAUAAAACAUAAACAUAUUAGCAUGAGAUACCUCUGGUAUUAAUAUGUUUCAAUGUGCACACAUCUAUAGUGUGAAUAUUAGUGUUAUUUGAUUGUCAAGUCCAUGUUGUAUCGAGAUCAUGAUGUUAUAGAUCUGGGAGUAAGGUGUUUAGUUAAUACUCCAUUUGUUAAAAAUCAUUGUUAUAAAAAAAAAAGGAUAUGUUAUUCAAUUUUUCAUUUUGGUAUUGUUUUGUAUCUAUUUUAUUACCCAUUAUUUCACAUUAGUUCAUUCCUAAUACAUUUCAGUCCAUUCCUGAUACCACUCAACCAGUAUACAAGGCAUACUUGAUAUUGAAAAGAAGGAUUUAUAUUUAUAUAUCUGUUAUGUUAAGUAUAAAACACCAGCCAUGAUCAAGUAUUGUUAUCAUAAAAUGUUGGACAUUCGAGUAAAACAAAAGUGGUAUUUGCAGAAUUCCAGGGGGGGUAUCCAAAUGACUAACAUAUCUAUUAAAGGGGUAUGAGAAAUGCAAGCGCAUUAUUUGGAGUUCAAAUUUGCAUUAUGUUAGUUGAUUAAUUGUCCCCCAUCUUUCAAAGAAAGCAUGGGACUAUUAAAAUGGGUCUGUCUGCCUAAACGGCUUUCUGUCACAUUUUGGGAACUCUCCUUCUAAUUGAGCUAGAAUGUUCAAACUUGGUUUAGGUGUGUAUUAUGUGAAUGCCUUGAUGGAGUUCAGAGAUUAGCAUUUUCUGCUUAGGCUAAGCAGAGAUAAGCAAUUUGAUUGGUUGAUGUUUUUUGGACACAAUAACUUUGGUUCUUGUGAAGUGAGAGUGAUGAAACUUGGUGUAAAGUUUCAUUACAUCAAUACCUUAACUAAGUUCGAUAAUGAGCAUUUCACGAUAAGCUACUUUGGAGCUUUAUAACUUUGAUUCUAAUUGAGUGAGAGUGGUGAAACUUGGUGUAAAGGUUCAUUACAUCAAUACCUUGACUAAGUUUGAUAAUGAGCAUUUUUGGCUCAGGGUAAGCCAACUUUGGAGCUUGAUAAUUUUGAUUCUAAUUGAGUGAGAGUGGUGAAACUUUGUGUAUAGUUUCAUUACAUAAUUACCUUGACUAUAAUUUCUAUAAUGAGCAUUUUCUACUUAGGGUAAGCAGAACGAUAAGCAGUUUUAUUGGUGACAUCAAUACCUUGACUAAGUUUGAUAAUGAGCAUUUUCGGCUCAGGGUAAGCAGAGUGAUAAGCAAUUUGAUUGGUCGAGACUUUGGAGCUCAACAUUCUUAACAUUAGAGCUUGAUUCUAAUUGAGAAAGAGUGAUGAAACUCAAGAGUAUAGAUUCAUUAUAUCAAUACCUUGACUAAUUUCGAUGAUGAGAAUUUUAUGCUUAGACUAAGUAGCGAUAAGCAAUUUGAUUGGUCAAGACUUUGGAACGGAACAGCUCUGCUUUUAAUUAAGAUAGAAUGUUAAAACUUGGUGUAGAUGUUCAGUAGGUGAAUGUCUUGACUGAGUUCAAUGAUUAACAUUUUGAGCUAAAGCUAAGCAGAGCUAAGCAAUUUCAUUGGUCAUGCUUUUGGACAAAGAUGACUUUGAGGGGUGAUACUUAGUGUAUCAUGUAUCAUCUAUUUAUGUUGGGAUUGUGGCGGGGGACAUCAGCCUCACUGUUCGCUUUUUAUACGCCCACAUUUUCAUGUGGUCGUAUAUUGUCGUCACCCCUGUCCCUCCGUCCGUCCAUAAUUUGUUUGUGGACACUCUACAGGUCAUAAUUUUUAUCAGAUUUUGACGAAACAUGAAAGAUAGGUUUGUCUUCCAAGAAUCUCGGUUCCUUUCGAUAUUGGCCAUGUUCCUGAAGCAACGACUGCGAGUUUCACAUCUGGCCGUUGCUUGUUUACUUCACAAUUCCUGAACUCAUAGCUAUGUUAUCUACAGACACGUGAGCAGUAGCGUCCAAUCAGAGGUUCUGACAUCGUGACCUCCACGGAAAAAUUGACAUUGAAUGAACCUUGAACUUUGCAACUCGAUUAUCACAGGUAGACAUUUUAGCUUGAAACCGCGAGACUUGGUAUUCGCGACGAUCGAGGAAUCUGGUAGGCUCAUAAGUUGGGCUUGUACCCAAUCGAAAUUAGUGCCACAAUAUGCAGGGUUUUACAUGAAGGCCUUGAUAAGAUGUAUGUAGUUAAAGCGAGAUCAAGCCUUCUAUUGAAGAUGGAUAUUGGCAAGUAUCGGAUGGUAACAUCCUGCAUUCCCCUGAUUGAACAAAAAAUCGCAUAUUUUUUUUUAGCAUGUGGUCCCUCUAGAGUUCACAAUUUUUAUCCAAUUUAAAAAACCGUUACAGUAUUUCACCGUUACACCAUAGUGAAACUGCCUUACAAAAUAGCUGCUUCCUGUACACAAUUUUUGUCUGAUUUUGAUAAAACUUAAAAUAUAUGUUUAUAUCCCAAAGAUCCCAGUUUCUUUGGAUAUUCGCACAUAUCGUCCAUAACUUCCUGGAUUAUGGCCCCCGAUUGUACGAAAAAUCACAUUUUUAGCUUGUUACACCAUAUAUCAUCGUUUCAUCAUAGUAGAGGCCGAGUUCAAAUUUUGGGAAAAUUGAAACGAAACUGCCUGACAAAGUGACCGUUACACCAUAGUGAAACUGCCUUACAAAAUAGCUGCUUCCUGUACACAAUUUUUGUCUGAUUUUGAUGAAACUUAAAAUAUAUCUUUAUAUCCCAAAGAUCUCAGUCCCUUUUGAUAUUCAUGCAUUUUAGACCAUAACUUCCUGGAUUAUGGCCCCUGGUUGUACGAAAAAUGAUGGGCAUAUCUUGCUUGGCAACUGCUGGUUUAUAAUUGUGUGUGUCGGGUAGAAAAAGAAAAAUUAUUCCACUGUAUGUUAGCUAGGUAUGUGGAUUCAACAAAUGUAAAAUGUUAUAGAGUUUUAGAAAAAUUCAUUAUACCCAGUUUCAUGCGUGACACCUAUUGUCACUUACAGCUUAAUGAAGCGAUAUUCUGAACAUGAAUAUGUACAUGUUUACGAAAUUGUUUAACUCAAACUUUAGCUUUAAUAUUGUGAUAUAUAUAUAGGUCACAAUUCUAUGGAAUACAAUUACUGCUUACUGAGCGACUUUUCGACUAGGCUUCUCUAGUCAUUGUCAAGGAAUGAUAAAUGAUGAAAUAUACAAUACUUAUCUCUGGUUGGUCAGCAUUAACCAAUUUGUGUUGUUUACAUGUAUAUAUUGUCUUGUCAUAUUUUAUCAUUGCUUGAUAAUGAUUAGAGAAGCCUAGUCGAAAUGUCAAUCAGUAAUAAGCAGUAAUUGUAUUCCAUAGAAUUGUGACCUGUAUAUUCCAGUUCAAUUCCUAAAUGCCAUUGAAACAAUUUGUAUUACAUUGUGAACAAAUAUUUGAGAAUAGAAAUGAUACUUGCUUUAGGUCUGUUUCCUCUGUAUUUCAGAGAAAUCUUAAACUGCCGGCUAUGCUGAACAAUUAUUCAACAACCUUUAUUUUUUAAACAUCGUUCCUAUUGUGAAUCUCCCCAAGCUGGAUCGAAGCAUGUUUUGUUUUAGAAUGAUAUAAUACUUUACUAAACUGUUGUUUGUAGUGACAGACGGUAACUAAUGUAACAUUACAUUGGCAGAAAAAGUCAAAUACACUCAAAAUAGUUACCAGUAUGAGCUUAUUGUAUUUGUGUACAUUUAUGGAAUAGAUCUAUCAACAUGUUCUUGGUGAUAUUUUCAUGUUAUUGUUUACGUUUAAAUAUUGAGUUAUAUACCUGGUAUACCAUAAUCUUCCAGCCUUAUUUUAUUUUUGUUUAAUAUUUUUGAUGGUUCUAGGUAUGGUGUUUCUUUGAGGAAAACAGUUCUUUGUUUUCACUUUUGAAAGUUAUUCAUUUGAAACUACUGUAAAUAAUUGAUCUCCUAAAUUUCUUUUUCAUUUCCCCUUGCUUUUAGAAAUGGUUGUGAAUACUAUGCAGGGAAUGUGUAAAUUUAAAUUUUCAUAAAAUGAUACAAUCAUUAAUAAAUACAUUAUAAAAUAGCAUACCAUAAUGCUAAUUGUAUUAAAAUUUAAAUUGUAUUGCCAAAAGUGCCAAAUGUUUAUUUGACAUUGAGUAGUAUGUAAGCUGUCAGGGUUUUUAUUUCUUAAAAUUAUUUGAUUAAAUCUUCCCUAAAUUCUGAGCUCAAUUUAUUAUUGAACAAAGUAACUAUUAUAAAUUGUUAUUGAUAAACGGCAGCAUUUUUUGUAUUUGUUAACCAUGGAAAAGUUAAAUCUUUAAAAUGUUUCAUAUUAACACAUUCAAGUUUUGUUAAAGAUUCUGCCAUUAUCUCUUUCUCCAAGAAAAAAAUGUAGUUAUUUUUAAUAGUAUUGUAUUUAAUAUAACAUCCAAGAACUGGCUCAACUUAGAGACUGAGAAAUUUUAAAUGAUGGUUUAACAGUUUUUAUAUGCCAACAUUUUCAUGUGGACGUAUAUUGUCAUCACCCCUGUCCGUCCACAAUUUGUUUUUGGACACUCUACAGGUCACAAUUUUUAUCCGAUUUUGACGAAACUUGAAAUAUAGGUUUAUCUCCAAAAGGCAGCGGUUCCUGUUCAUGGAUUAUGGCCUCUGCUUGUACGGAAAAUCACAUUUUUAGUUUGUGGACACUUUAGAGGUCAUGAUUUUUAUCUGAUUUUGAUGAAACCUAAAAUGUAUGAUUAUAGAAACUUGAAAUGUAUAUUUAGAACCCAAAGAUCUCGGUUCCUUUCGAUAUUCACGCAUAUCGGACUGUGGUCAGAAAUUGUUGUCGCCCCCAUCUGUCGGUCAGGCAUCCACAAUUGGUUGUGGACGCUCUACAGCAGUUUUGAAACAAAGCGAGGGACAAACAAGGAUUAUGAAAUUUCAUUUUAUUUUCAAGUAAUACCAAACAAAAUACUCAUUCUGCGGUUUUUAUUCGUCUCCAUAGUUAUAUUCAGAGAAAAACCAAAGCAUGUCAACAAAUCAAACAAUAACGUAACAUGAAAGUAGGCCCAAGUCAAGUGACAUUAAUAAGGCAUCUAUAUAUGUCAUUGAGUGACGCUGCAAGCUAUAAAUAGACCUACAAAGAUUUUUGAUCCUACAGAGAGUAAUGCCCGUUUAGAGUUUGGGCCCAACAAUAAGCAGUUUCGAUUUUUUAUUUCAUUGAGAGAUAAAAUUACUCAUAAAUUUUCAGAUGUAAUGGAAGGGUCUGGUGAGCCGGAUGACAAGACUUCGUGAGCAGUAGUUUGCCCACCUCUGCUCUACAGGCUAAAGUUAAUAUCCGAUUGACUUUUAAGACGAAGAAGCCUAUUGAUUUUAACGUUUACGAUAAUUACUACCAAAGUUAUGACCCUUUUUAAUCACUAUGAACAAUCAUGUGGACGAAGUUAAUAUGCGAUUGACUUUAAAUUUAUACACAAUGUUAAAGGACAUAAGACAAAGAAGCCUAUUGAUUUUCAACAAUUUCCAAUAAUUACUGUUAGAAUUAUGGCCCUUGGCCACUUUGAAUAUUAUUGUGGAUGCUCUAGAGACCAAAGUUAUCAUCUAUUCGUUUUUAUACGCCCACAUUGAAAUGUAGUCGUAUAUUGUCGUCGCCCCCCUGUCUGUCGUCCACAAUUGCUUGUGGACGCUUCAGAGGCUAAAGUUAAUAUCCGAUUGACUUUAAAUUUAUACAAAGUGUUUAAGGUCAUGAGACGAAGAAGUCUAUUAAUUUUCAACGAUUGCUGAUAAUUACUGUCAAGAGUUAUGGCCCUUGAUCACUUUGAAAAAUCUUUUGGACGCUGUAGAGGCUAAAGUUAUCCGAUUGUUUUGAAAUUUAUACACAGUGUUUGAGGUCAUGAGACGAAGAAGCCUAUUGAUUUUAAACGAUUUCCAAUAAUUACUGCCAGGGUUAUGGCCCUUGAUCACUUUGAAAAAUCUUGUGGACGCUCUAGAGGUUAAAGUUAUCAUCUGAUUGACUUUAGAUUGAUACACAGAGUUUAAGGUCUUGAGAUGAACAAAUAUAUUGAUUUUCAAUGAAUUUUGAUAACUUUAACAGCUAAAUCCAUGAUAUUAAAUGUUUUGUAUACUAAAUGUUAGCAUUGGGCAGAACUAAAAGCCAAACAAAUUCUAAUGAUUUUCUGAUAAUUACUGAAUGAGUUGUUACUCUUAAUCAGAUUUUAGUGUAUUAUAAAUGUUUUAUCAACAACAAUAGAAGAAAUAUGCGACAACUCUUGUUGACAGCUCAGAUGACUUAGCUGCUGUGGGCGUAUGUUUUGUUGCCUGGCAACCUAUCUUUAAAUUAAUACACAGUGUUUACAGUUAUGAGAAGAAGAACCCUACUGAUUUCCAACGAUUUUCGAUAAUUACUGUCAGAAUUAUGGUCCUUGGCAACUUUAAAAUUCUUGUGGAUGCUCUAGAGACCAAAGUUAUCCAUCUGUUUAUAAAUUUAUAAACAGUGUUUACAACCAUGAGACGAAGACACCGAUAUAUUUUCAAGGAUUUCUGAUAAUUAUGGGCAUUGAUUACUUCGAAAUAUCUUGCAGAUGCUGUACAGGCCAAAGUGAUCAUUCGAUGGACUUUAGAUUGAUACACAGAAUUUAAGGAGAUGAACAAAUACAGUAUGUAAUGUCAAAGUUGUGGAGUCCAAUGUGGAGCCUUUAGAGGUCACAAUUUUUAUCUGAUUUUGAUGAAACAUAAAAUAUAUGUUUAUAUCCCAAAGAUCUUGGUUCCUUUCGAUAAUCGCACAUAUCAGAACGUAACCUCCUGUAUAACGGCCCCUGAUUGUACAAAAAAUUGUGUUUUUAGCUUGUGGACCCUCUGGAAGUCACAAUUUUUAUCCGAUUUCAAAAAAUGUUUAAAUAAAUCACCAUUUCCCCAUUGGAGGGUGAGAUUGAAUAUUGUGAAAAUCAGAAAGAAACUGCUUGACUAAAUGACUGCUCCUUGUACGCAAAUAGUGUAAAAGUAUGUAAUAACAAGAUUGUGAACCCUCAAGAGGUCACAAUUUUUUGUUCGAUUUUGAUGAAACUUAAAAUAUAUAUUUAUAUCCCAAAGAUCUUGCUUCCUUUUGAUAUUCAUGCAUUUCAGACUAUAACUUCCUGGAUUAUGGCCCCUAAUUUUAGGAAAAAUCACGUUUUAUUUUUAGUUUGUUCUCUGUCCAUCUCUUGCAAAAUGUGGGCAUAUCUUGCAUGGCAACUGCUUGUUUCUGUAAAAAAUUGCCUACAGUCAAAUUGAACAUUUUCGAUUUAACUGCAGUGAUAGAUGAAUUUAUUUUUAUUAUUAACACCUCUUUUAAAUAAAUAUUUUAUAGGUUCUAAGGAAAUAAAGCUAUUAUAUUUUGUUUUAAAACACUGCUUUAUAUACAUGUGGAACAAAUGUUGUUGGGUUUGUUUUUUUCAAUUUUUACAUCAUUACACGCUAUACCAUUCUAAUUAUUAUUUCAUUUGUAAUAUUUCAUUAUGAAUUUUUAUUUUAUGAAAUGAAAUAAAAUGGGUUUUAAAGUC